CGAAGAUGGGUGGAUAAUGUGCAAGCAGGGGAUGGAGCAAGUGCUCUUUGAUAAGUACCUCCCUUCGAUGCCUGAUUCUCCUGGGGUUACUUCGGGUUGCGGUCAUCGUGUAUUGCGCUUCACGUGAGCUUUGUGUGGGAUUCAGCCUGGCAGUGGCAGAUCUUCUGAGUUUCUGAAGCAGAUGGCUUCUUCGGCUCAGGUGCCUGCGUCGAGCCCUGCCAGCCGCUUUGUGAAGGCCGUCGAGGAAGGAAAGCCCUGGAUUGCGGUGGACGAUCUUUGCCACCUCCUGGAUCCAAUCAACCCGGGAAACGGGUUCUCUGAGCAGGACUGGAAGGUUGCGGAGCUCAAGUCUACCAAGGCCUUCAGAAAGGUCUUGCGCUUCGUGAACGACGAUGAUGCGGUGCGCGCUCUCCUCUCUGUGCUGACCUCCUCACAUAGGGGGAGCCACGCAGACUGCAUAAAGCUCUUGUGGUGCAUAAGCGGGUUGUCGCUGGUCCCAAAGUUUGCGAAGCAGCUUACAGACUGCGGUGCUGCAGACGCUCUCGCCAACAUCUGCCCUCAUCACCUCGGGCUCAGCCAACCGGGGCUCCUCUCCGCAGCCGAAUGGGAGCGCGGGGAGUUCUUCCCGGUCACCAGGCUCUACCUCGAGCUAAUCGAGUUCCUUCUCAAAAACAGCCCGGGUUUUGCGGCGGGGGCCUUCGAGCACAGACUCUUCUCCCGGUUGAUGCGGCUCUCUGUGCUCGACCCCCAUCUCUUGCCGAGACUCUCCCCAAAGGCCGUCGGCGCCGGUGUCGCCUACGCUCAACGGCUCCUUCACACUUUUUUCGUCUUCUUCGAAGUGAAGCUGACGAACCAAGUGUUGGCCGAGGUCACCCUCUCCGAACUCGGUACCUGGCUCGAUCGUCACUGGGCCUUCACAGCGGUAGUCCAACGGAUUCUGCCCCCGACGGAAGCGAAAAGCUUUGUUACGUUUGCCGGCACCACCAUCUACUUCACGCUCACGCUCCUCUGCUCGCGGAACGAGGAGCGGGAGUUGUUCACACCGGCCCAGUUGGCCCGCGUUCGCGGGCGCGUCGAACGGUGUCUCGAGCUGCAAGGCCCCCCCGGGAAACCGGAGUUUCGGGAGAUGGUGGAAGACUGUCUUCGCAUGAUGGACACCGGGCAGAUGAACCAGCCCUCCCCCUUCGACACGAGCAACUUCUUCACGCCGCCCGCUCCCGGAGAACCGUCCCGGCAAGCGCGCGCCCAUAGGCUCCUCGCGAGUCUGGGUCCGAGCGCCAGCCACAAAAAAGGGAGGUUGCGGGAGCUGGUUGACGUCGUCGUGAGCUCCAAGUGGGUCCACUCGGACGGCGAGGAGCUGACACGUGGCGGCGCCCUGUGGACGCUCUUCCGGCUGCUGGAAACGGACGUCGCGAAACUAGAGCGGCAGCGCGCCCGCCCCGGGCCGUCGCGGACGGGGCUGGUCCUGCGCGCCAUGUCCUCGAUCCUCGGGGUCGGGACGGAGCUCCUUCUCCGUUCCGCCCUCUUCCGGACGGAAUCCCCGGACGGUCUUGAGGGCUUCGGACCGCGGCUCCUCGAGUGGGCGUUGCCGACGUUCGAAUCCCUGGCUCCCAUAAACCGCGCGGACGUUCUUCAGGUCCUUUUCGCCUCGUUCCAAACCUUCCCCCGGGCGAAGUGGGCCGCCCGGCACAAGCUCGUGGGCCUCCCUUUGAGGGUUCUCCAGGAACCGGUCGAGAACUUCAUUUUCGGCCGGUUGGUGUGGAUGUGUCUCGCUUCUCUAGUUCUCUUCCUCCCCGACUAUAACCCGCAAGUGGUCGCCCAAAUGGACGCCUGCGAGCGGACCUUUCUUAGGCGGGGCGCGCUAAUGGCCGCAGGGGACGAGUAUCGAGCGUUAAUCGACACCCUCGCGGCGGAGAUCGACGGCGGGCGCGCGACGUGGCCGCCGGAAGCGCGGGCCGGUGACGUCACCGUCGAAGCAAUCAGAGUUUUCAACCGGGCGACCCUGCGGAAAGUGGACCACAAAAGCGCGUGCUGUGAGGCGGCCACCGUUUUCUUGUCGACCUUCCGCGACCCCGCUGUUCUCGAACAGUGUUUACUCCCGGCCGUCGAGGCGGUGAUCCCGCUCGUGAGAAAGACCCAUGGAGAGUUUGCCGAAGGGGUCUGGGACGGGGGGGUGCAUUUGGGGCCGUCUCCAGUGGAAGACGACCCCCUCGAAACGAGUCUGAGAGCGGGACUCUCGCUGAAACACGGCCUGCGCCUCGCGGAGGCGAUCUUCGAACGCGCCGCGGAAGCGAAGCUCGAGGUGGGCGAGCGCACGCUCUGGCGCGUGCGCACGGAAGCGCUCCAGACGCUGACGUCAGUCCUCGGCCUCCUGCUGACGUCACACCGAGCGCACCCCUCAGAGCGCGCCCCGUUCUUGCGUAAGGUGGGGGAGGCAGGGGGCGUCGAGCUAACGGCCGAGAUUCUGCGGAAGGAGCCGCGGGUCCGCCUUGCGCUGGCCACGUGUCACAGGGAUAACAAUGCCACGUUGCUCAAGGAGUGGGUUCCGGGGAUGCUGGAGCUCGCGCGCGACUUGUGGGACGAGCUUGCGGCGGAGUUCUGGUUUCUAGAAUGCAGCAAUAAGAAAUGCGAGCGGGACAUGGUGGAGACAGUCAGGAAGACGUUCAAGCGGUGCAGCGGGUGCCAAAAAGCGCAGUAUUGCUCAAAAGAUUGUCAGCUUAGGCACUGGAAACACGGGCACAAGGCGGACUGCCGAAAAGUAGCUCAAUCUGCAGCGCCGGGGAAUUAGUAAGUUAUGUCUUGAGCAACACUUCGACUGAAGAGUUCAAUUGGUUGAGAGGUCGUCAGUACUUAGGUAACACUGACCGAGGCAACUGCGAGGAAAAGUUUGCGGACCCUUUCUGGUUAGGCCUGGUUUCUCUAGCAAGCAAUCUGGCCGUAACCAGACAAUCGAGGCACUACGUUCCUCUCUUGAGCCAAAAGGAAUAUGCAAGCAAACACGGUGAUUCGUUCAUGGUGGCCCUUGUGGUAUUACUGAUUCUGUUUUGACUUGAAUAUUGUUCUGGUGCACCUUGUUCAAAGAACAGAAAAGGUAUUGCGCCCUUUGUAU
Messenger RNA from Klebsormidium nitens, 3109 nucleotides. Lineage: Eukaryota; Viridiplantae; Streptophyta; Klebsormidiophyceae; Klebsormidiales; Klebsormidiaceae. The record is from the annotation of a GenBank genome assembly.